AUGGCUUCGUCUGACUCUUCUCGUGUUGGAGUUGAACCUACGGCAUCUGAUGAUCAUCAUACAACAUCUCCUGCACAUAAUCCACAUCUCGAUUCUGGUAUUUGCGGCCCGUCUGGUACCAAUGUCAACCCUAUUUCUGCUGUUGGCCCGUCUGAUAUCAAUACCUUACCUGCUGCAAACCCAGUUACCUUACCUGCUGCAAACCCAAUUGCAAGUCGACACACCCUUCAUGGGUUUGAAAUACAAACGUUGGAUUCAAUGUUUACUUCAUCAGGCAAUGUAGGCUCUGAUACUGCUAAUUUACUCGAUCAAUCGUUAUCAGUUGACACCACUUCUACUGGUAACACCACAUCUACCGGUACAGCACCUACAAGCACAGAUCAUCAAAACUUGCAAUUCAUCCGGUUUGAAACUAAAGGAACAAUUACAACUGCCAUACAUGCUACACCUAAUGGCACCCCGUAUUGGAUACCCCAAGUUGACGCUAGAUACCUUCCUGUUGUACCCAGUACAUUUACUCACUGGGAAGAUAUUGUCAUGAUGUACAACACAGAAGGUCAACCACGGGUCCCAGAAACUGACCCCAAUGCUCCAUCCAAAAAUGCUCCAACCAUAUACGAUAAAUCCAAGAAACAACUCGGGCGAAGCCGAUUCACAGUCUCCGGGUGUCGUGCGCGUAUCAAAGUGAGAUAUGAUCGUGCUACCGAACAAUACACAAUAUAUGGUUUCAUUGCCGGGCACAAUCAUUGCAUGAUUAGUAGCGAUCAUGCCAACAUGUUAAAACAAAACAGAAAACUUGGAUUUGAGGAGCAACAGUUCAUCCACAAAGUUAGUCUUAACAAAAUCGGCCCAACUGUUGCACAUAACAUUCAAGCAUCACUUAAAGGUGGACCUCAAAAUGUUCGUGGCACGACAGAAGAUUUCAAAAAUUGCUCUCGAGACAUACGUGCAUUCAUCGGUGAACGCGAUGCUGAUAUCCUCUUACAUACCAUGAGGUCUCGAGUUACCAAUCUUAAUGAUUUCUAUUUUGAUUGUGUCAUAGUUGACAAUGAGUUGCGAUCUUUCUUUUGGGCUGAUUUCGUAUCACUGCGAAACUACGAGGCUUUUGGUGAUGUGUGUGCAUUCGACGCUACAUAUGACACCAACAAAUAUAAAAUGAUUUUUGUGCCAUUCACCGGAGUUGAUCAUCACAAAAAAUGUGUUAUCUUUGGCGCCGGCAUGUUAUAUGACGAGACUAUAGAGUCGUAUACAUGGCUACUAAACACCUUUCUGGCUGCACAUAAGAAACAACCAAUUUUUGUUCUCACUGACCAAGACGCGUCAAUGAAACAAGCUGUAUCAACUGUUUUCACAACUUCUAUCCAUCGUUUGUGCAUGUGGCACAUAAUGAGAAAACUUCCGUCCAAGAUUUCAAACGACAUCCUUGAUAAUACCACUCUUCGUUCGUCAAUACAUAAGCUUGUGUGGAAUCUAUUCAUCACGCCACAAACAUUCGAAGAACGAUGGCAUGUGUUAAUGGAUGAGUAUCACCUUGACAAUCAUCCGUGGCUUUGUGAGAUUAUCGAUGCUCAACGGCACACACAACGAGAUCUUGAAUUUAAAAGCGACAUGUCGACCCCUCGCUUGUCUACAGGUCUUCGCAUAGAGGCACACGCGUCCGAAACAUAUACAUGGUCCAUGUUUCUUGAAGUUCGAAAAGAAAUAUACAUGGGAAUGUUCCAUUGCAUGCCGAUUGAACGUCCUGGGACGACGGACGUAAAAAAUUACACUGUUCGUCACUGUAAAUCAAACAUGUCUUAUGUCAACGAAUUCGAGGUGUCGCUCAAUGUACCUGAACAAACAGUAAGUUGUACAUGUCUUGGGUUCACUCGUAUUGGAUACCUAUGUCGACAUGUAUUCUGUAUAUUCCGUUACCACCAAGUUGAACGGAUACCGUCCCACUACAUCAUUUCACGUUGGAAACGAGACGCACUCCCGUCAGCUGUUCAUAGCGUAUCUAACAUAUACUCAUCUAACAACAGUGAGUUUGCUGUCAUCCACAACGAAAUAAUGGAUUUAGUCACUCAAUGCACGAACCGACUCAGACGCAAUCCUGAUCAGCUACGUUCAUUGUCUUCCGAGAUCAAACGCAUCAGAAACCGCGUAUUUGAACCGUUCCCGUGUGAGCCUCAGCCUCGUUCCGUUCAAAAAACUGCAAACAUCAGUGACAUCUUAAACAUACCUUCAAAUCUAAGCACAAGUGUCCAUCCUCCGCAAGGUAUUAGAAACAAAGGUUGUGGGACCAAAAAACAACGGAUCGGUCCCGGUGGUCAAAACAUUAAAGAUAAACGGAAGAAGGCCGGUAAACGACAAAAAGCCGCCCGCUUAUGCAACAAAUGCAACAAGUACGUGUUUGACCACGAUUCUCGAAACUGCGAGAAAAUCAAAGCUGCCAAACUUGCUGCACAAGCAGCUAAACGUGCCGCUGCUAUUGCCGCUGGACUACCCGCCUCGUCUUCGUCUGAUUCCGAUUCCGACGGUACUCGUGUUGAUCUCGACGACACCGACGAUGACACCAAUGAUGAUAUCGAUGAUUAUGAGUCUUCUGACUACGAUGCAUCUGAACACCCUGUCUCCAUGCAAAACCCCCCGUAG
Molecule: messenger RNA, 2634 nt
Organism: Helianthus annuus (common sunflower)
Lineage: Eukaryota; Viridiplantae; Streptophyta; Magnoliopsida; Asterales; Asteraceae
Product: protein FAR1-RELATED SEQUENCE 5-like
Exons: 7
Coding region: 1-2634 (877 amino acids)
Biological process (GO): regulation of DNA-templated transcription
Molecular function (GO): zinc ion binding
Source: RefSeq, a predicted model, not a curated record